Messenger RNA from Aspergillus uvarum CBS 121591, 876 nucleotides. RefSeq lists its product as uncharacterized. Lineage: Eukaryota; Fungi; Ascomycota; Eurotiomycetes; Eurotiales; Aspergillaceae. The transcript has 2 exons. The record is from RefSeq and is a predicted model, not a curated record. Bases 1 to 876 code for a protein of 291 amino acids.
AUGCUGAGGCGUAGCGCGGCGACGUUUCACAGUCGGGUGGAGAGUUUGUCCUGGUCGCCGUAUCUGGCGGAAUGUUUGACGGUGCUGGAAGACACGCACGAGGCGCCCGGAGACGCGUUGCUGGUGGGCCUGGUCAAGCUGCAGUUGAUCGCGGCGAAAGUCACCCGGAUCUGGGUGCACAGUGGGGGUUGCAAGAAGGAUGAAGGCACGUGGAUGAUUGGGCCGUACGUUGCUUCACUCAAUAUGGAGUUGGUGGCUGCGCGGGAUCAGGCUCCUUCGCAUGUCAGGACGAACCGAAUCUUCCAGACCAUGACAUCUCACACAGAAAUCACAAUCUUUGAGCUUACCCUCCUCCGCGCUUCAACCGUCCCCAUCGCCACCGACACGGACCUGCAAGCCCUCGACCAUCUAUUCCGAUGUCUAGAAGCCAUUAAAUCCUGGAUCCGAACCAUCCUUAAGUUUGACGCAGCAGAGUACAUCGGCUUCCCCUUUCCCCUGUGGAAGCAAUUCCGAACCGUCGUGCUCGUCACCCUCCGCCUGGGGGCGCUGGACGACCCCGCCUGGGAUACGGGGCUGGUUCGACGGUCCGUCGACCUGCCCAGCGUGCUAGACGAGAUCGCACGGAAAUUGGAGCGAGGCCGGUCGCAGACGGAGGAGCCUGUAUUCGCGACGUUCAUCAAGAUGGUGCAUAUGCUGAAGUCGUGGACUUUGUCGGUCUAUACUGACGGUCCGAGCAAGCCGGCUGAUUCUGGGUGUACGUCGGGGAGUUUGUCGGAGGGAGAGCAGGCUGCAGUGGAGGAUCCACCGUGGGGAGACCUAGUGUGCGAUGACGAGUUCUGGAAUGUGGAUUUUCUGGGGUGGCCUUACAUGUCUUAA